Molecule: messenger RNA, 6126 nt
Organism: Nothoprocta perdicaria
Lineage: Eukaryota; Metazoa; Chordata; Aves; Tinamiformes; Tinamidae
Gene: UGGT2
Product: UDP-glucose glycoprotein glucosyltransferase 2
Exons: 38
Coding region: 187-4407 (1406 amino acids)
Cellular component (GO): endoplasmic reticulum
Molecular function (GO): UDP-glucose:glycoprotein glucosyltransferase activity
Source: RefSeq, a predicted model, not a curated record
GAUGGUAAUGAGAAGUUUUGGCAGUUCUUGGAAACUGUACGGGAAUUAACAAUUUAUAAGCAAAGAGAUUCAGAGCAUUCUUACUACAAUUUAAUUUUGAAGAAAGCAGGACAAUUUUUAUCCAAUUUGCAGGUCAACCUAUUGAAGUUUGCACUUUCCAUAAGAGCGUAUUCUCCAACUGUUCAGAUGUUUCAACAGAUUGCAGCUGAUGAACCUGCACCAGAAGGCUGCAGUGCAUUUGUGGUGAUCCAUGAGAAACACACCUGUAAAACCAAUGAAAUAAAAAAGCUUCUGAAGAAGGCCAUUAAGCGACCCAGGCCUUAUCUUUUUAAGGGAGACCACAUAUUCCCAACUCUCAAAGAGAAUGGUCCAGUGGUGCUUCUUUAUGCAGAAAUGGGUACAAAAGACUUUGCUAAAUUCCACAAGAUUUUAUCUGAAAAGGCACAAAAGGAGGAAAUUGUUUAUGUUCUCCGUCAUUAUGUACAGAAACCAAAAUCCAGAAAAAUGUAUUUAUCUGGCUAUGGUGUAGAACUUGCCAUAAAGAGCACAGAAUAUAAAGCAGUAGAUGACACACAGGUUAAAGGAGCAAAUGACACUUCAGAAGUGGAAAAUGAGGAGGAGGAGGAGGAAAGUGAUGUCCAAGGAUUUCUCUUUGGCAGAUUGAGACAAAUGCAUCCCAAUCUGAAAAAUAAUCUGAAAGAGUUCAGAAAACAUCUAAUUGAAACCACUAACAACAUGGAGCCUCUGAAGGUGUGGGAGCUACAGGAUCUUAGUUUUCAAGCAGCUGCUCGAAUUAUGUCUACUCCUGUUUAUGAUGCCUUAAAGGUAAUGAAAGACAUAGCUCAGAACUUCCCAAUAAGAGCCAGAUCAUUGACCAGAGUGCCUGUAAGCAAGGAACUGCGAAAUGAAAUAGAGAAAAAUCAGAAGCAUUUUUAUGAAAUACUUGGAAUUCAACCCGGAGAGGGACGCCUGUUUCUAAAUGGCCUUCACAUCGACAUGGAUUUUCACGAUCCAUUUAGUAUCUUAGAGACUCUCAGACUGGAAGGAAAAGCGAUGCAUGGUCUUCAUGAGCUUGGAAUCAAAGAGGAGAUCCUGAGCAAAUUUAUGAGACUGCAAGUACAUUCUGCAGGUGACAGUUAUGCCCUGGAUAUUCGUCACUCUUCAAUAGUAUGGAUUAAUAAUAUAGAAAGAGAUCACAGCUAUAGCACAUGGCCUGCAAGCUACCAGGAGCUGCUUAAACCAGCAUUUCCUGGAGUCAUACAGCAAAUCAGGCGCAAUUUGUAUAACUUGGUACUUUUUAUUGAUCCCAUCCAAGAAGAUACAAAUGAUUAUAUAAAACUGACAGAAUUGUUCUCUCAUCAUAAUGUACCACUUCGAAUUGGAGUUGUUUUCAUCUUAAGUACCAAAGAAGAAACUGAUGGAAAUGAAGAUGCUGGAGUGGCGCUUUGGAGAGCAUUUAACUACAUCGCGGAGGAGACUGACACCUCUCAAGCCUUUACCUCAAUAAUUAAUAUGUACUAUGAAGUGGAAGAUGGAAAAGUUCUGUCAGUAAAUCAUGUGAAAAAUGUUCUUGGACGUGAAUUCCCCCACGCUGAUGUUCAGAGUAUAUUAGGUGUUCACUCUGAAUAUGAUGAAGGAAGGAAGGCAGGAGCAACCUUUUAUAAGAAGACUGGCCUGGGUCCAUUGCCGCAAGCCCUGUUUAAUGGUGUGCCCUUUACCAGAGAGGAGAUGGAUGGUGCAGAGUUAGAGACAGUUAUUCUCCAGAGGAUUAUUGAUGCCACCGGCUUCUUCCAGAGGGCAGUUUUCAUGGGUUUGUUGAAUGAUCAUGUAAACGCAAUAGAUUUUCUUAUGGAACAGCAUAAUGUAGUUUCUCGUGUAAACCCAACCAUUCUUGGAGCAGAAAGAAAAUACAUACAUUUCAGGUCCACAUCUGUUCCCUUUGAUGUGCAAGACUUCUCUACUUUCUCCUUUUUGGACUCACAAGACAAGAGUGCUGUAAUUGCAGAUGACAUGAAGUACUUAACCAAAAAAGAUGAAGAUGUAUUAUAUGCUGUUACUAUCUGGAUUAUUGCUGAUUUUGAUAAGCCAGCAGGGAGAAAACUGCUUUCUAAUGCCUUGAAACACCUGAAAACAAGCAGACAUACACGACUUGGAAUUUUGAACAAUCCUUCAUCAAAAAUACAAGAGGAUAACACAGCCAUUGCAAGAGGAAUUUUGACAGCUUUUUUAACCCAAAACAGCAGCAACCUAAGAGGUUUCUUAAGUAAACUCACAAAAGAAGAGACAGCAAAAUCCCUUGCUGCUGGGACUAAAAUAAUUAAAUUCCUCAUGCCAGGAAUGGAUGGGGAUGCUUUUGAGAAGAAGUACAACACUUUAGGACUGGAUGUAAUUAAAACGCACCAGAUGUUUUGCCAGGAGGUUCUUAAACUGCUUCCCGGGCAAAUGGCUGUUGUGAGCAAUGGCAGGAUACUGGGUCCUUUAGAUGAAAAUGAAUUCUAUGCAGAAGACUUUCAAUUGUUGGAAAAAAUAACAUAUACUACCUCAGCAGAGAAGAUUAAAACUCUUGUCAAAGAGAUGGGAAUCAAUGCUAAAAGUGGCAGUGAUUUGAUUAUGAAAAUAGAUGCCCUGUUGUCGUCUUUGCCUAAAACAGAGAUGAGACAAGAUGUGAAAUUACUCAAAGAACAGCAUAGCGCAGUGAAAAUAGAUCCUGAACAGAAUCAACCGUUCUAUGAUGUUAUUGCUAUUGUUGAUCCAUUGACAAGAGAAGCACAGAAGAUGGCUCACUUGCUGAUUGUGCUCAAAGAUGUUAUAAAUAUGAGACUCCGGUUGUUUCUGAACUGCAGAUCCAAGCUGUCGGAAGUGCCACUGAAGAGCUUCUAUCGCUUUGUUCUGGAACCGGAAUUAACUUACGGAAUCAACAACCACCUUCCUUCUGAACCUGUGGCCAAAUUCCUGGAAUUGCCAGAGUCACCCCUUUUGACUUUAAAUAUGAUCACUCCUGAGAGCUGGUUGGUUGAAGCAGUGAACAGUUCCUGUGAUCUUGAUAACAUCCACUUGCAGGAUAUAAAAGGGAACGUGAUAGCAGAAUAUGAACUGGAAAAUCUGCUGCUUGAAGGACACUGCUUCGAUGUGACGACCGGGCAGCCUCCUCGGGGCUUGCAGUUCACCUUGGGCACGAAGAACAACCCUGUCAUGGUCGAUACGAUAGUGAUGGCCAAUCUGGGAUAUUUUCAGCUGAAAGCAAAUCCAGGUGCUUGGACUCUGAGAUUGCGUAAAGGAAGAUCCGAGGAGGUUUAUCAGGUUUUUUCGCAUGAAGGAACAGAUUCUGUAGCUGACCUGGCAGAUGUUAUUGUGGUGUUAAACAGCUUCAGAAGCAAGAUCAUCAAAGUCCAAGUACAAAAAAAGUCUGAUAAAGUGAAUGAAGAGCUCCUUACUGACGACGUAACAGCAGAGAAAGGACAUUUCGACUCAGUUACAAGUUUUUCAGGAGAAAUUCCAACAGAAGAGAUGGAAAAGAGAAGUGAUAUUCUUAAUAUUUUUUCAGUUGCUUCAGGCCAUUUAUAUGAACGUUUUUUAAGAAUAAUGAUGCUUUCUGUUCUGCGCCAUACAAAAACACCGGUUAAAUUUUGGUUUCUGAAAAACUAUCUCUCCCCAACGUUCAAGGAAGUUAUCCCUCACAUGGCUAAGAAGUACGGAUUCAAGUAUGAGUUAGUACAGUACAAGUGGCCCCGCUGGCUUUAUCAACAGACAGAAAAGCAAAGAAUUAUCUGGGGCUACAAAAUUCUUUUUUUGGAUGUUCUUUUCCCCUUGGCUGUGGAUAAAAUAAUAUUUGUUGAUGCUGAUCAGAUUGUGCGAAGUGACCUAAAGGAACUCAGAGAUCUGAAUCUGAACGGAGCUCCCUAUGGAUACACUCCGUUCUGUGACAGCCGCACGGAAAUGGAUGGGUACCGCUUCUGGAAAUCGGGAUACUGGGCCUCGCAUCUUGGGAAAAGGAAAUACCACAUUAGUGCCUUGUAUGUCGUGGAUCUGAAGAAGUUCAGGAAGAUUGCAGCAGGAGACAGGCUUCGGGGCCAGUACCAGGCUCUUAGCCAAGAUCCAAACAGUCUGUCCAACCUAGAUCAGGACCUGCCCAACAAUAUGAUUCAUCAAGUAGCUAUUAAGUCUCUCCCUCAAGAGUGGCUUUGGUGUGAGACCUGGUGUGAUGAUGAAUCCAAGAAAAAGGCCAAAACGAUAGACYUGUGCAACAAUCCCCAAACCAAAGAGCCCAAACUGCAGGCGGCUGCCAGGAUAGUUCCCGAGUGGGUUGAGUACGACGCCGAGAUACGGAAGUUAAUAGAAAAAAUUGCCCUGGAGAAUAAAAAUCAAACAUCGCUCUUUCAAAAAGGUUUUAAGCACGAUGAACUUUAGCAUCACCUGUAAACAGCAACGGUGACAGCGCAGGAGUCUUCUGUGGAAGACUGAAGGGCAGAUGUGAAUAUUACAGUGAUGCKGUUGUUUUUAACAUUCUUCAAUAUGAAGUCAAAUAUUUUAUAACUUAUAAAGUUAUUUAUAAACUUUAAAUGAAAGGAAGAGACAAAUGCCCCUGUACUUGAUUUUUGAAACAGUACAGAGUAUCCUUCCUAAUUUCUUGUUUUAUAUUUUCCUUCUCUAACAGUCAGUACCUGCAAGUUGUUUCCACUCCAUUUCAAUCAUCGCGAUUCUGUUUUGAAUUUGAAAUAAAAUAAUAAAAUUCUUGAUGGAUUCUGCCUACUGAUGAUGCUUACUGUAAUUUUAUACAUAUGUCCUCACAUAACUUGAUCUAGUGGGCCGCCUGCAGGCAAGAAGUAAGUUCUUCCAGUUUUCAUAUUUGAAAAYAGGCAAUUUAUUGAAUUGAAAUGCAGUGUCUUAAACACACGGUUGUUCAGGCCUCCUGUUUUCAAAGCAGCCUGGAUCUCGGCACAGAUCCUUUUAAGAACACGUGGGUUGCAGCUUUCCAUCUGACCGUGCGUAGCUGGAGGCGACGGGGACACGGUUUGCACGGAGCAGAUGCCAUCUMCAUCAAUGCUCGGUGAUCACUGACCCUCUCCAUCAGUUUCAUAAUAUUUACAUGCUUCCCAAUAACCGAAUAAAUCACAGGAAAAAUGAAGCACUUCUGCAUGCACUGACAUUGUUCCCACACGUGGGCUAUUUAAAACUGCUUGCGCUAAGAGAAAUGCUUUACAACCGUGCUUUGCAGAAAUGUGUCCAGUCUUUGUAACAUGCAGAUUCUUUACUGCAUUUUAUUCUCGUCUCUGGAUUACAUUUAUGCCUUUUAGCCUUAAAUUUUUGAAUAACACAGCGUGAAUGUGACCCCUGUGUGUUCAGACAGGCCGCUUUGGUGGACGUUUUCUUUGCCAGAAACACCCUGUGAAAUGUUCCCUGCRGCCAGGUCCUGCUCGCUCCAGCCCUCCGCAGUUUCCCAGUUCCCUGCAGGGUCUGUCUUGCUGCACGUCUUCUCCAGCACAAUGCUGCUUAAGAAUAUCAGGCCGUGAGUGAAACAUGAAACAUAUGCUUAAAGUUGGUAUAUUUUGUAACACACAGAUGGGCAUAUAGGAGACUGAGCAGAUACGUGCUCAGUUACCAUAAGUGCAGUGUGUGGCAAGAUGACAACUGAUGCCCCGUAUAUAUAAAGAGGAAAAAGAAAACAUGAGUCAGCUGCUUGCUGGGUCUGGUUUUGUUACCCUGCCCUUACACUCUGGGGCUUAAUUUACAGCAGUUUGCCACAUGGAUGUCUUGGAGUUUCAUYCUUACAGUUUACAUUGGAAAACUCUUUUCAACCAGAAGUUAAAGGCUCAGUAUCCAUAAGAUACCUCUAAUUAUGACCAGCUGUGUGGGAAACUUCUCAUGUGCAGUAUAAAAGAUGGGGAUAACUUAUGCAGUGAUUUCAAGUUCAUUUUUCCUGUACCAUCCUGUCCUUCUAUUUGAGAUCUGAUUACUUCUACAUGCUUUAAAAGGAGCUGUCUCCUUAAAAAAAAAACCAAUUUCCUUUCGAUUAUUUAAACAAUUAGAAUAUAAUUUAUGAGGAAUGUAAUUUGUUGGAGAAACUUGGAAGAUUUAAAAGAUUUCAUGGCAUUUUCUACAGUGUUGUAUAUGUUUGUAAAAAUGUUU